AUCACUUGGGCGCUGGUCAAAACAGAGCCUCAGUCUCAUGCUAAUUGUAAGACCUCUGGCAGGCGAUCUACUAAGAACAUUCGCCGUACCAAUGCAUACAAACAACCGACUUUGAGUCCUUCGAGAUGAGAUGACUUUAGGUUUGCGACCAAAGUUCACACUGUGUAAUGAAUCAUAUGUCGGCGCAGAUGGAAACAGAAUAGUCUCCCAGUCCCCAAAAAGACAGAGUAGGCUGUCAAACAAAGAAACCAUCUACUGGUGCAGAGUUACACCCAUGUAGCAACCUGCAACGUGACGUCAGACUCCAGCCACAGCUAGAAUAUAGAAUGUAUUAUGGCAUAGCUCCAGGUCCUGAUUUUCCCCAAUGGUCACACCUUCCACUCGAAUGACAACAUGUCUGAUGAAUACAGCUAUGAGAGAAUUGACACAGAUAGGCGCGAGAUACGUCUACUCGUAAUUCACUGUCCGCCGGGAACAAACAGUGAUUUGGUUUGCUGCGACUUCAAGUAUAUCUCGCUUCUUGACGACCCAGUUACAGAGUACAAAACCAUAUCUUAUGCCUGGGGCGCCGACUAUCCAAAGGCGAAGAUAUCUAUCGGGGGUAAACAACUUGUUGUACCCCUGAAUGCCGAAAAGGCGCUUCGAUGCUUUCGACUGCCCGAUCAGGACCGCGUACUAUGGAUUGACGCCGCGUAUAUCAACCAAGCAGACGACGGUGAAGAUGGCGAAAAGGGACCUCAAGUCCGGUACAUGAGUCUGAUAUAUUCGAAAUCUCAGGGAAACCUAGUGCAUCUUGGUGAUGACGCUGAUGGGCUUGGAGGAUUAGCGUUCAAGACGGUGCGAUACCUGCGAGACAACAGACUGAGCAUGCUUGACGAUGAUGCGAUCAAGCCGGACUCCGACGAGGCGAGAGCACUCUCCAGCCUGUUCUCCUGCCCGUGGUUCUGUCGUGCUUGGGUUGUGCAGGAAGUAGUCCUUGGAGGCCCGGCACAUUGCUUCCUCGGCACACACGACAUCUGGAUCAAGGCAUUUCUAGAAUGUGCGCUCUUUGUCGGCAUGGAGAGAAAAUGGCAAAGUGAUGCAGGUCAGCUUGCCGAGAAGUUCGGUCGCAGUGCUGCUAUGGCUAUAGACAACUUGAUCACCCUACGCGAUGUUCGCCAAAAAUACAAGGAAGGGUGGUCUGGACUUCAGGAAAAGCCUGAUAUUGCAACACUGCUGCAGAGGAGAAGACAGUGCAAGGAUCCAAGAGACAUGGUGUAUAGCAUUGUCGGUCUCUGGGAUCCAGAUGUGACACGCGAUAUACCACCACGGCUGAGGAUUCGAUACGAGGCCUCGGUGCCGGACGUGUACAGAUCGACAACAAGGUAUUCUAUUCGAACCCGGGACGGUCCGUACAUCCUGCAUCAGGUUGCUCAUCGAACGGAUGGGGACUUAGAGGAAAAUGACAUACCAGCAUGGGCAUAUCAAGAGAACGGUACGGUCGAGGAGCACAAUUUCCCCACUUGGGUACCUCGUUGGGACCGUGAUACAGAAGAAGGUGCACCACAUGACCUGAGUGUACAUUUCAAAUGCUGGCAUCCGUGGAAUGCACUGGUCAAGCGCGCAGACAAAUGCGAGGAUUCUAUAGCGAACAUUCUAACUCUCGAUGGGAUUAUGAUCGAUACUGUCAGCGCAGUGACCUCACCUCUCCGAGCGGACCAACAGCGUGAUCCUGUUGCAUUGCACAGCUUCGUGGAAGCUGUUGAGAGGAUCACAAGAGGAGUUAUGGACGGGGAUGUCACAGAUUCGGUCGCAGAGACACUCAUUGCAGGGUGUCAGAAUCCACACAAACUCGCUACAGCAGAACACUGGGCUCCAUAUGAGACAUUCCGAGAGCAUCUUACUCAGAUUGUAAAGACUGGGGUGGACAUGCGCCUUCCGCAAGCUAUGCAUGCGGGAGGAGGCAGGAAAGCUUAUUUCACACGACUUGUGACCGCGUGUCUCUGGCGUCGGUUCAUAGCCACAAAGGAUGGACAUCUAGGGCUUGCGCCGCGGGCGACAAGGGAGGGUGAUGUCCUAGUGGCUCUGCGGAACGGCAUGUGGCCUUUUGUGCUGAGGCCUAUGGUAAGCGAGAGCGGUGUAGAAAGCAAGUAUCAAUUUCUCGGCCAAGCAUAUCUGAGAGGAUUCAUGCAGGGCGAGAUUGUGCAGCAGUGUACUGAUGGAAGAAGAGAGACUCAAACGUUCAGUAUGGUAUAAUGGUCUCUGAUCAAGACGAGUCUGAGCAUCUUUCAAUGUCGAAAAAGAAGAGGGUCUUUUGAUAGGCACCGUUUCAAGGGUCACAAAUCAAAGACACAGACACAGAUAGCAAGGACUUUGAUGGUUAUUUGGCCCCUCAGAUGGUUACGAGGACGGGCGCAGGAGGUGAGCUGCGCUUUGGUUUAGGAUUCGGAAUACGAGAUUAGACCCACGAGCAAGGCUGACUUUAACCGGAGACGUAAUACAUAGUCCGAUCCGAGUCAACAACAUAGAGGCUGUGCAUAUCACCGACGGCGCAACACCGACCCGACCCCGUUCUAGCUUCUAUAUCAAGCUGAUGCCAAGCCAUCGCCAAGGAUACACAACAGAGCUUGGUAUGUCUGGCAGCCGCGGAAUUG
This is a messenger RNA of Pseudovirgaria hyperparasitica, 2633 nucleotides long. RefSeq lists its product as uncharacterized. The coding region runs from base 394 to 2235 and encodes 613 amino acids. The record is from RefSeq and is a predicted model, not a curated record. NCBI's taxonomy places the organism in Eukaryota, Fungi, Ascomycota, Dothideomycetes, Acrospermales, Acrospermaceae. The transcript has a single exon.